AACACCAAUUCACUCAACCAAAUUCACUUCACACAACAAUUAUCAAUAUAUAUAUAUAUAUAUAUAUAUAUAUAUCACGAUUACUUUUAAAUCAUUAUAUUAAAUUCAUAGCAAUUUUGUGUUCUCAUCAAUAAUGAAAUCGUCAAAUUUGCUCAAGAGUCUUUUAGUUUACAUAGUUAUUUUCGUUUUUUCCAUUCAAGUGACACUCGGAAACAACAUAAUAGCAUGUGAGAAUCUGAACAAGGAUUCCUGUGCCUUUGCCGUAUCAUCAAGCGGAAAGCGUUGUGUGCUUGAGAAAAACGUUCGUAGGAGCGGAAAGGAGGUGUUCGUAUGUAGUACCUCACAAAUUGAUACCGAUAAGUUGACGAAUUGGAUUGAAAGCAACGAAUGCUUAGAGGCAUGCGGUCUUGAGCGUAAUGUACUAGGGAUCUCAUCCGACUCCCUUCUUGAGCCGCGGUUCUUGCAAAAACUUUGCUCAACUCGAUGUUACAAUGGUUGUCCCAACAUUGUUGAUCUUUACUUUAAUCUUGCCGUUGGUGAAGGUACAUAUUUGCCGAGCCUUUGCCAAGCACAAGGGGAUAACAAAAGAAGAGGAAUGAUUGAGAUCAAAAGCUUGGGCUACGUUGCUCCCGGGCCCAUGGUGUCUGCAAAACUUACCGAUGAUGGAUCACCAAGCAUGGCACCGUCUCCUUACGGUCCCUAUAAUUAGUUAUUCACUAUUCACUAUACUAGAAUAGGCUAAGCCUAUACAUUUGAAGUAUAAUGUGCUCAUAUUUUCUAGUCUUCACUCAUCCUCAAAUAAGUGUUAUUCAUACACAAAGAUUGUUGUUUAGUUUCUGAUUCAAAGUGGUAUUCAUACUUAUUAUA
Molecule: messenger RNA, 867 nt
Organism: Erigeron canadensis
Lineage: Eukaryota; Viridiplantae; Streptophyta; Magnoliopsida; Asterales; Asteraceae
Exons: 3
Coding region: 134-709 (191 amino acids)
Source: RefSeq, a predicted model, not a curated record